CGUGUUGGGAGGGGGAGAGUGAGAGGCAGUGGAACAGAAGUUAUUCAUAACAGAGCAUUUUUAUUCAAGGUUUACUAAAGUACAGUUAACAGGAUAACCUUAAAGCACCUCUUUUGUUAAAAGUGUAAUGGCGUAUCUUAAAUGGAAAUUACGCAACAUAUAGACUUACCAACUAGCUUUCGACUUUAGGUUGUUUCUUUAAAUUAGCUUACUGCUGCGCAAGGACAGCAGUUCUUGAACUUUGUAUACUUCUGUAUUUCGUAAAGUUUUACUGUGCUGUUAAACGAUUCAAGAUUUGUAAAAGACGAUAUUCAAAACUAUGAAAGUGACUUCGGAAGACCUUACUGCCUGAGAUUCAUGUUCAUUGUGAGAAUAAUUAUUGCGAGGAUAACACUCAUCGAUAUUUUUCCAAAAGGAGGCUACGCAAGUUUUGGAAGUCAUCGCUUUGAUUUGGACAUCGCCGAAGUUUUAAAUGAAAACCAACUGGAAAUUGUUAUUACAUUCAAAUGCAAACAAAUCACUGAAGCAAAUACAAGAUUUUGCCUAAUUAGCAGCAAUGUCUGGCGUGGUGCGCACACUUAGCCGGUGUCUGCUCCCCGCCGAGGCGAGUCGUGAGCGAAGUAACAGCAAGGACAGAAGCCGGGAUCGAGAUGUGAACCAGGAGCGAGAGGCAAGGCGCCGAAGUAGAGAAAUCGAUGCAAUGCUCGCCCGUGAGAGACGCUCUAUCUGCCGCUUGGUUAAAAUACUACUACUUGGGGCGGGUGAAAGUGGCAAAUCAACAUUUUUAAAGCAAAUGAGGAUUAUACAUGGGCAAGAGUUUGACCAGAAAGCAUUAGUGGAUUUUCGAGAUACCAUCUUCGAGAACAUUAUAAAGGGCAUGCGGGUGCUGGUGGACGCUCGGGACAAGCUGGGCAUCACCUGGCAGAACUCGGAGAACGAGAAGCACGGCAUGUUCGUGAUGUCGUUCGAGAACAAGGCGGGCGUGCCCGUGGAGCCCUGCACCUUCCAGCUGUAUGUGCUCGCCCUGCGGGCGCUGUGGCAGGACGCCGGCAUCCAGGAGGCCUACGGCCGCAGGAGCGAGUUCCAGCUGGGUGAAUCGGUGAAGUAUUUCUUAGACAACCUGGACCGUAUUGGGCAAUUGAGCUACCUGCCGAGCAGACAGGACAUCCUGCUGGCCAGGAAGGCCACAAAGGGGAUUGUGGAGCAUGACUUCAUCAUCAAAAAAAUCCCCUUCAAGAUGGUGGACGUGGGUGGCCAGCGAUCCCAGCGGCAGAAGUGGUUCCAGUGCUUCGACGGCAUCACCUCCAUCCUCUUCAUGGUGUCGUCCAGCGAGUACGACCAGGUCCUGAUGGAGGACCGGCGCACCAACCGCCUGGUGGAGUCCAUGAACAUCUUCGAGACCAUCGUCAACAACAAGCUCUUCUCCAACGUCUCCAUCAUCCUCUUCCUCAACAAGAUGGACCUGCUGGUGCAGAAGGUGAAGCAGGUCAACAUCCACAAGCACUUCUCUGACUUCCAGGGCGACCCCCAUCGGCUGGAGGACGUGCAGGCCUACCUGGUGCAGUGCUUCAACCGCAAGAGGAGGAACCGCAGCAAGCCCCUCUUCCACCACUUCACCACCGCCAUCGACACUGAGAACAUCCGCUUCGUUUUCCACGCCGUCAAGGACACCAUCCUACAGGAGAACCUCAAAGACAUCAUGCUGCAGUGAGCUCUCGGUUGGGGCUCCUCUGCCCGUAGAUGUGCCUUAUGAACUAUUUCUACGACAGAGGGAAGGCAUGUAGGCCAUAAGCCACACAAGUCCUGGAGAGCUGCAGCAUCAUGUUGGAGAGUGACCAGUCUCUGUGCCACGCCUUUGUAACACAGACUGAUCCUCUUGUGUUCAUUAUCUUCAGUGAUUGGUCUGAGCUUGUAAUGUCCAUUGCAUUCAUAACAGAUAGUCAUAUGCUUGCUUAUGUGAUGGGAGCACACAAGUACUCACACAUUUUGUAAGUUUGUGAAAGUGUACUGUCUAAAGUUGGAGUAAUCUGUUUAUCAUUGGAGCCUGCAGCAGUCAUUGACAUCGUGCAUACAUUUGCCUCACAAGAUCUGUGGGAUAGGCCUUGAGCAGUUGCUGGAAGUUAAGCUCAGGCCAUUUGGGGAAUAGUUAACAUUUCAGUUGUUCUGAUUUAAAUUUGAAUAGAAGGGAAUGCUCAUCAUCUGGAAUCAGCAAGGGUGUUUUCCUUUUGUACCACUGGCUUAAAAACGGUCUGCGAAAGCUGGUGGGAAAUUUACUGUGUCUUGUCUUAGAGGGCAAGUGCAUUUUACAUAUUCCUGCCAAUUAACUGCUGACCUGAUGAAUCCGACCAACAUUCACACAGCGACCUUUGAUACACGGUUUGAAUAACAAUGUUAUGCACUGUGGGCCUUUAUGAAACUUUGCUUAUACACAUUAAAUAGAAUAUAAAGUAGGACUGUGAAUAUUGGUAGAUAUUCACAGAUAUAUGUUUGGUCCCAAACAUCAGUGCAUUUACAGCAUUACACUGACCGCUAUGCACAGAAUGAACAGGCAACUGAACAAACCUCCAAUGCACUGAAUGGACCAGUAACUUCAGUGUGAUCAUUUGUGCAUGUGAUGGACAUGGCAUAAAGGUUAUGUCACAGUUACGUGAUUCUGUUCAUCCAUUGCUGUUCACUUGGUUUGUGAAAAUGUUAUUUUUUUCCUUGUUUUAGAUUCUCGUUGCUGUCAUAAAAUGCAAAAGAUCAUAUAUCUAAAUUACAAGACACAGUGAAUCCAAGAGAGAAAUCCAUGGGAUGUUUUUUGUUUCAACGUGGGUGGUUGGCUGAAUGACUCAUUGUGUGAGGGUCUAGUAGUACUGAAUGUGUGUUAUUUGAUCUAGUAGGUAUCUGAUUGGCAGAUGGGAAGGAUACAGCUUGCUGCUGCAGCUGGUAAAAUCUACAGUUUGUAUUCAGAGGAUGUCAGACGCAGUUGCUUCAUGUACUCUAAAUAGGCACCUUGGUUUGUUUGGCAUUUUUCCUACAGAAUGAAUGGCGAUCAUUGACUAUUGAAUUUGUGCUAACUUGCUGUAUAGAAUGCCAUUUUAAGGAAUGGCACAAAAUGUCACAUCACAUUGUACUGACCAUUCCUCAGUUAUAUUUUCCCCAAGUUAUUUUCCAAAAAUGCAUCUUGCUUUUAAGAGUUCAUUUUAAUGUCAGUAGGAGAUACCUGCUGGCUUUUGCUUGCUGAAUCAGAAUUAAAAUGCAUGGUUCCAAACAUAAUCUUCUUCCAUGCAUAUAUGAAAACUAUUGAAAUGGCUUAAUGGUAUUAAAGGUGACAAUAAUUAUUUAAGCAUAUGAUUCGAUUAAACAAGGGUGUAUUGUAAAUACAAUGUACAAUGUAUAUUCUAAUGGGGUCUUCCAUUUUGAAUAUUGGCCUUUCUGAGCUGAGUUCUUUGUACUAUUAUUGUUAUGUUACUAAUCAGUCACUCAUUGUAGUUGAUAUCAUGCAUGCUGUUCUGUAACAAGGAAACAAGUCACAGGGUUCUUUGAAACUUUUUCAAGUUUAUUUUUUACAAGGGUUGUUGAUACUAAUUAGUUUUUUCUGUGAAUAUUGUGAUGUGGGAAUUUGUCUGUAUUUUUACUCUGGGCUAAAUGACUAACGUUAUACAAUCACCACAAAUAUUGUUGAACUUUAAAACCUGAACCACUGCCAUAGCUUACAGGCACAGUUUUGUUUCGAAAGAUUAUUGGAUUCCUCGGAUUGCAACUACCUGCGAUGUUGUUUCAUCAAAAUAAGAAUGAGAAAAGAAUAGAAGAUGCCAGUGUUAUAAUUGUCCAUGUCACUUGACUGUUAUAAAUACUAUAACCUGACCAAUAUUCCACAUCUUAGCUGAGUCGUCAGAUGUUUUGUUGUGAACCAUCUCUCUUCAUGUGAUGUUCAUACCCAGUUACAUCCGCUCUCAUGUUCCAGGUUAAUCUUUCCAGUAGACUGCAGGGCGUGAUACAGGCUUGCUCAAAUCACUGCCCUGCUUCCUCCAAAACUACCACAUUUUUUUGUAAAAUAUUCAAUGAUCAACUGUAUUGCAGUUGUUUUGUAUAUAAGAAUUGUAUAAAUACAUUAAAUGUACUUUAUGUUGAGUAAAA
Messenger RNA from Conger conger (European conger), 4122 nucleotides. RefSeq names its product guanine nucleotide-binding protein subunit alpha-12. Gene Ontology annotation, biological process: Rho protein signal transduction; adenylate cyclase-modulating G protein-coupled receptor signaling pathway. The transcript is spliced from 4 exons. Gene Ontology annotation, cellular component: heterotrimeric G-protein complex; brush border membrane. The record is from RefSeq and is a predicted model, not a curated record. Bases 557 to 1711 code for a protein of 384 amino acids. Gene Ontology annotation, molecular function: D5 dopamine receptor binding; G-protein beta/gamma-subunit complex binding; GTPase activity. Lineage: Eukaryota; Metazoa; Chordata; Actinopteri; Anguilliformes; Congridae.